Molecule: messenger RNA, 1152 nt
Organism: Osmerus eperlanus (European smelt)
Lineage: Eukaryota; Metazoa; Chordata; Actinopteri; Osmeriformes; Osmeridae
Gene: snx22
Product: sorting nexin 22
Exons: 7
Coding region: 117-701 (194 amino acids)
Molecular function (GO): phosphatidylinositol phosphate binding
Source: RefSeq, a predicted model, not a curated record
AGUGAGAGAGGGCUGCAACAGGAGGAGUACACGCGAGUGCACAGUCGCCUACAGUCAACGGAACCUUUUGGUAUCUGCAUGUGUGAAGCAUAAAGCUGAUCCCCAAAAUAUCACCUAUGAUUGGAAUAUUGAUUCCAUCGCUCGAGAAGGAGGUCGACGAGUCGGGAAAGUUAAGAAAGCUUUUCCGAGUUGAGAUCUUGUUCAAUGGCAGGAAACACUUUGUGCUGAGAAGACACAGUGAAUUCCAGAACUUGCACAGAAAGCUGAGGAAGAUCGUACCAACCCCAGACUUCCCUAGUAAGAGACACCCUCAUUUAAGAACUAAACCUUUGGAACAGAGAAGGCAGGAACUGGAAGACUACAUUCAGGAGAUCUUCUACCAAAAUGAUGAAGUUCCCCAGAUUGUACUUGAUUUUCUGGAUAUCAAACACUUCCAUUCAGGGAGCAAGCUGAGCCUAAGCCUUGAGUCACUGGACAAUAUGGGUCCUCAGAGCUACAGCUGUCAGCUGCAACAUCAGGUGCUUGGAUUCUGCAAGGAUCCCUAUCUUAAAGUCUCUGCCUCAGACCUUCCUGAUAUUGUUGCGGAUGGAGUCCUCCAGGGCUUGUACCACAGAAACAUCCGGGUCAGCUUCACAGCCAACACCAGCCCUCCAGCCCAGCCCCAGCCCUCCAGACUAGACCCUCCUGGUGCCUGUAUUUGACUAGAAGCUCCAGCUCUUUCAGCACUGUACCAAGGGACAGCAUAAUUUUGCAUACAAAUUUUCAGAAGUGAAUUGAACAAAUGUUGGUGCCUUGUACUUGCCAAAUUAGUAAAUGUCAUGUUAGGGUUAUUCUAUAAUGACAUUCUCAUUGGGAUGAAUGGUUGUCCUCAAUUACUAGACCUUGUAUGGAACAAAAUGUUACCCCCUCAGUGAAAACUUGAACUGCUUGAAAUUGAAAAAGGAAACUGUCCACACCCCACUAACAAAAAUCUGAAUCUUUUAAUAAAGAUCCCUUAUAAAAUAACCACACAAAAGCUGAGUGACUUGAUGGAAUGCCUUAAUGGAAAUGGGCCCAGUGCACCAUCUUGUGGUCUGGCGUUGUCAUGGCCCCCACAGGCCACCUCCACCAGAGGAGGCAGCCUGUGGGACCAGAGGGCUCACAAAGAAAAGA